Molecule: messenger RNA, 1928 nt
Organism: Populus nigra (black poplar)
Lineage: Eukaryota; Viridiplantae; Streptophyta; Magnoliopsida; Malpighiales; Salicaceae
Product: NO-associated protein 1, chloroplastic/mitochondrial
Exons: 13
Coding region: 75-1769 (564 amino acids)
Molecular function (GO): GTP binding; GTPase activity
Source: RefSeq, a predicted model, not a curated record
CAUUGUCGAGUUAAAAAUGAAACCCCGCAACUCCUCCCCACAUAAACCCUCUCUUCUCCACUUAACGGUCAUCCAUGGCACCUAAAUCCCUCUCCGCAUUUCUCUUUCCACUCUCUCUCCCCCAUAAUCUCACAUACUUCACCCCUAAAUUCAUUAGAAUUUACACCAAACCCUCUCCCAUCCUUUGCAGAUCACAGCAAACGCCAACAGCGACAGCCCACUCCUCUGUUUCCAUACCCGACCAGGAUGGCACCGGGGCAGCUGCUCCUUCCCGAGGAGACCAGUUCCUUGAGCGUCAAAAAUCGUUUGAGGCUGCUAAGUUGGUAAUGAAAGAGGUGAAGAAGAGUAAGAGAAGAGAGAAAGGGAAGGCUUUGAAGCUCAAUACGGCUGUUGCUAGUUGUUAUGGAUGUGGAGCUCCGUUGCAUACCUUGGAUCCUGAUGCUCCGGGUUUUGUCGACCCGGAUACUUAUGAAUUGAAGAAGAGACACCGCCAACUUAGAACAGUUCUUUGUGGAAGGUGCAGGCUUUUAUCUCAUGGGCACAUGAUAACUGCUGUUGGUGGAAAUGGUGGGUAUUCAGGUGGGAAGCAGUUUGUUUCAGCCGAUGAGCUUCGUGAAAAGCUGUCUCAUUUGCGGCACGAGAAAGCCUUGAUUGUCAAAUUGGUUGAUGUUGUGGACUUCAAUGGCAGCUUUUUGGCUCGCUUGCGUGAUCUUGUUGGUGCCAAUCCGAUAAUACUAGUUGUGACUAAGGUUGAUCUCCUUCCUAGGGACACUGAUCUUAAUUGUGUUGGUGAUUGGGUUGUAGAGGCCACUACAAAGAAAAAGCUUAGUGUUUUGAGUGUCCAUCUCACCAGCUCUAAAUCAUUAGUUGGGAUUGCUGGAGUUGUGUCAGAAAUUCAAAAGGAGAAAAAGGGCCGAGAUGUUUACAUUCUGGGUUCAGCUAAUGUUGGGAAAUCUGCAUUCAUCAGUGCUUUACUGAAAACAAUGGCACAUCGGGAUCCAGCUGCUGCUGCUGCUCGAAAAUACAAACCAAUACAAUCGGCUGUUCCUGGAACGACCUUAGGUCCAAUUCAGAUUGACGCUUUCCUUGGAGGAGGGAAAUUAUAUGACACACCCGGAGUUCAUCUCCACCAUAGACAAGCUGCAGUGGUUCAUUCAGAAGAUUUACCUGCUCUUGCCCCUCGAAGUCGUCUCAAGGGUCAAUCUUUUCCUAACUCUAAGGUGGCCUCUGAAAACGGGAUGGCAGAAAAAAUCCAAUCCAAUGGCUUGAAUGGAUUUUCAAUUUUUUGGGGAGGUCUUGUAAGAGUUGAUAUCUUGAAGGUUCUCCCUGAAACAUGCUUAACAUUUUAUGGCCCCAAGGCUCUGCAGAUUCAUGUAGUACCCACUGAUAAAGCUGAUGAGUUUUACCAGAAAGAACUUGGAGUUCUAUUGACACCUCCAACUGGAAAAGAGAGAGUACAAGAUUGGAGAGGACUUGAAUUAGAGCAGCAGUUGCAAGUAAAAUUCGAGGAAGUGGAAAGGCCUGCUAGUGAUGUAGCUAUAUCGGGUCUUGGAUGGAUUGCUGUGGAACCAGUAAGCAAAUCAUUUAGGCGGUCCGAUAUAAAUUUGGAAGAAACUAUCAAAGAACUGCAUUUAGCUGUGCAUGUACCAAAGCCAGUGGAGGUUUUUGUCCGGCCUCCUUUACCAGUAGGCAAGGCUGGAGCAGAGUGGUAUCAGUAUCGAGAGUUGACAGAGAAAGAAGAAGAAUUGAGACCAAAAUGGCACUACUAGUGGCUGUGCCUCUUUGAUGUGGUCUGUGCAAUCAAUGUGCACUGUUGGAUAGAUAAAUAUGUCAUAUUUUAUUACAAAUUUUGGAAAUGUAACUUAACCGAAAAUCUACCAACUUUGUAAGAAAUUUGAGCUAUUAUAUAAACAAAAUUUCCCUGCGAA